AUGCCGCUUCGCGAGACCGACCCAGAUUUUGAGAGCGACAUCUUCAAAAAGCUCAAGGCAGCGUUAAACGCCAAGUUUGAGGUUGCCGAAUACGAACCCCCGCUGCCGCUCCUCCUCGUCGAUGAAUAUGCGCCGAAGCAACUGCUGUGCCAUGAACCUACCGAGGAGACCAUCGCCAUCAGCACCCACUUAUCGGCGCGCAUCCAUGCCUAUUACGAACAGCUUGCCGCCGCCUACAACGGGAUCGAAGAUCCGCCAGCCAGUAUCGCCAUUGAGCUCGAAAUCCAGCCGCAGGAAUUUGACCCAGAGGAGCCGCGUUGCCACCAUCGCAGGUAUCACUCGCGCCGCCUGCGGCUGCACGACCCCGAGACACUGCCAGAUCUGCCCUUUGUGAACAGCCUGGCCAUCAGGUCAAGGGCGUACGGCGGCGCCGAGCUCGCGACAGACAUACGCCCUCUGUCUCCCCUCGUGCCUCUGCAGUGCCUCAUCCACCUGCCGGCCGUCCAACAAUGGAAUGCUCCCUGGUUGUGGGAGCGGCCCAUGCCCGCCGUCAUGCCGAGUAGGGUAAUGCGCGAGCACUAUAACUGGCCGUGGGAGGGCCCUCUGCGAGACGCCCGCCACGAGUUCGGCGCCGCUAUCAUGGACCAGGAGAAGCACCUCUGCGGGAAAAGGAUCCCCGCCACUCUGGCCAGGGUCGUACUGCACUUCUGGACCAUCUUCCGGCUCCCCAAGGAUGACCAGUCCGUAGCCCGGCCAAACCUAAUCCAUCCUGCGGACAAGGACCUGGUGUCUGUCGGCCUGUGCAGGCUUGGUGCGCAGCUGAGCCUGUUCGACGUGCGUGCUUUGGUCACUUCAGACCUGUUCCCUAGUCCCGAGGCACCAACCGACCAACAGUGGUCACAGAUGCGGCGGUUUCGGCUUGAGUUCCAUUCCCUCCGUCCGGACGGACGGUGGUAUUUUGUCGGCCCCGGUGGCGAGGAUCCGCACGACUCUGAUCAAGGAGGGUACCAGAUCUCAUCCAUAGAACACUACCCCCGCGAAACCGACACGGAGGAGGACGAGGCCCUACACAAGGAGUACGACAACAACGCGGCCGACGAGUAUGAACUCGACCCAAAUAUGUUCCGCACCGAGCCUUGUAGGGAGCGGAUCGAGCCCCUGCUUGCGGCGUUCGCAAAGUCUCUCACUUGCGAUAAUAUGCCGAACCUCGAGGACGCCGAGGUUUUCACGCACGUGUGGUGGCAACCCUCAGACGAGAGACUAGAGGAGAAAUACGGUUUGCCGAUGAAAGAGGGCCAUAGAUGGGGUGUCAAGUUCAUUGCCGGGCAUGGUGGUGAGGAAAAGCAGAAGAACGGCGAUGCUGCUGCUGCGGCAACGACACCACCGGUGGUGCAGUGGCAGGUUGGCGACUGGAGACCCAGCGAGGAGGUCAUGAGUCUGUUUGAAAGCCUAGGACGGCAGGAGUGGCUCGAUUUCGAGUGGACUAAGUAUAGACCUAUGGGGGGACACGACUUGCUGGGAAAUCCCGACUCUGUACCUAUAUAG
Colletotrichum orchidophilum is the source of this 1545-nucleotide messenger RNA. RefSeq lists its product as uncharacterized. The transcript has a single exon. NCBI's taxonomy places the organism in Eukaryota, Fungi, Ascomycota, Sordariomycetes, Glomerellales, Glomerellaceae. The record is from RefSeq and is a predicted model, not a curated record. Bases 1 to 1545 code for a protein of 514 amino acids.